AUGGCUUCUCUGAAAUUCGUUCGCUCGGUGUGGGAGUCGUUCCGAGCUACCUCGGGUCUGGAGCCUCGCCUUUUGAAUAAUCUCCGUGUCACUGCCGCCAGGCCCGGCCUGGUCAACUUUGAACUGGACAUUCAGAAAGAGCACACGAAUCGUCUGAACAUUCUCCAUGGAGGCACCAUCGCCAGUAUGGUGGACCUUGGCGGCUCCCUAGCCGUCGCAUCCCGCGGCCUGUUCUCAACCGGAGUGUCAACCGACUUGAACGUCACAUACUUGAACUCCGGUGGCAGAGUUGGAGAUCGAAUCUUGGCCAAAGUGAAAUGUGACAAGUUUGGAAAAACUUUGGCUUUCACUUCAAUUGAGUUCACCAACCCUAACGGGCACGUUGUCGCUCGCGGAAGCCACACAAAGUAUGUGACUCUCGCAUGGAAGGAUCCCCAAAACAUUGUCGAGGAGAUGAACAAGAGCAAGGACUAA
Messenger RNA from Penicillium brevicompactum, 474 nucleotides. RefSeq names its product PaaI family thioesterase. Gene Ontology annotation, molecular function: fatty acyl-CoA hydrolase activity. Lineage: Eukaryota; Fungi; Ascomycota; Eurotiomycetes; Eurotiales; Aspergillaceae. The coding region runs from base 1 to 474 and encodes 157 amino acids. The record is from RefSeq and is a predicted model, not a curated record. The transcript has 10 exons.